GAUCACAACAUAAUGAAUAGUGCAUCACUACCGAGUAUCGCUGUGGGUGGGAGCCUCUCGCGUUCUCCCGGCCGGUACUACGUAACAGAUCCAUCCGCGCUCUCCGUCUCAGACACGGCGAAUCAGCCGCACUCCCAGCCAGGCGGAAGUAGCGAACGUCGAACGCCUGACAACGAAAACACACCGCGGGGACGCAGCCUCGCCAACGGGCUUCCGUUCGAUUGCUGGACCUGUGUGAAGGGAGAGCUGACCCGUCGUACUGCCUCAGUCCCAGGUACAAUUAUUUGACCCAUUCUCGGGGCCAUUCAGAGUGCGACUAAAUGCAACUAGGCCAGGUUGAAUGUUGGCAUGAAGUGGUUGGGCGAAUCCAAGAACAUGGUAGUGAAUGGCAGGAGACAUGGCAACAGGCUGUCCCAUGAGCACCAUCGGAGUCGGGCCAAGCUGCACAGAUUAGGGAGAGGAAAUUUAAGAGGCACUAAAAAUGUUUCUGAUAGAAGAUCAAGCAGGUGUAGUGGUGAAGCCACAAAUGUUUUUGAAACUCAGAGCCGCUAUGUACCUUCAUCAGGGAUGACCGCUAAAGAGCUCUGUGAAAACGAUGAUCUUGCAACAAGUCUGGUGCUGGAUCCCUACUUAGGGUUUCAGACUCACAAAAUGAAUACAAGGUUUCGUCCAAUAAAAGGAAGGCAAGAAGAGCUAAAGGAAGUGAUUGAACAUUUCAAGAAAACUGAACAUUUAGAGAAAACCUUCAAAAAUCUAAUAUCUGGUGACUGGUCACGACACUAUUUUCUUAAUAAGAAUAAAGCACAGGAGAAACAUUUCAAGGAACAUGUGUUUAUCUAUUUGAGGAUGUUUGCAACCAGCAGCGGGUUUAGCUAUAUGCAGAAACGUAAUGACAAAAUAGAACUUCUAGUGGGAUGCAUAGCUGAGCUUUCUGAAGCCGAAGAGAAUAUGCUUCUACGUCAUGGAGAAAAUGACUUUAGUGUCAUGUACUCAACAAGGAAAAACUGUGCUCAGUUAUGGCUCGGGCCAGCUGCCUUCAUUAACCAUGAUUGCAGACCUAAUUGCAAGUUUGUAUCGACUGGGCGUGACACUGCGUGUGUCAAAGCUUUGCGUGAUAUUGAGCCAGGGGAAGAGAUCUCUUGUUAUUAUGGGGAUGGUUUUUUUGGCGAAAACAAUGAGUUCUGUGAAUGUUACACCUGUGAACGGCGUGCAACUGGUGCUUUUAAAUCACGCGUUGGUCUUAAUGAACCGAGUCCUGUGAUCAACAGCAAGUAUGGAUUACGGGAAACAGACAAACGUUUGAACAGACUCAAAAAGCUUGGUGACGGCAGCAAAAACUCAGACAGUCAGUCUGUCAGCUCCAACACAGAUGCAGACACCUCUCAGGAAAAAUCUAGCUCAUGCAGAAACAGAAAAUCUUCAGUUGGUUCGAAGAAGAAUGGGAAAAGUAGAACGCUGACAAAACAGUCUUUGUCACAAAUUUCAGUUUCAUCUUCUACCUCAUCAAAACUCUCUCAUAUAAAUAAUUCCAGGGUACCAAAGAGACUAAGAAAGCCUGUAAAGCCUUUCCAUUCUAAAGUUAAGAUGAGAUAUCACUGCAAGCGACCAGAGCAGAGAAAUACUUCAAAAAAUCUUGAAGUAGGGAAUGUACUACUUAAGGAACCUAAAGUAGUGUUGUAUAAAAAUGUGGCCGUUAAAAGGGAUAAAGAGAGCGAAGGACCAGCAAAGUUGAAAGAAAGCACUGGUUGUUUAACAAGACAUGCAGCAAGAGAAUUUAAACUGAAUUCUCUGAAAGGUGCUCUUGGAGAAUCAUCUUGUUCAUAUAUAACUCGAAGCUCUAUGAGAACAAGGAACUCUGUGGAAGCACCUGAUGCUAAGCUUUCACCAAAUUCUUUGGAUGUUCAUAGAAGCAGCGAUGGGGGUGUUCCACCAUUGCACAGAACUGACUUUCAAGAUCAGUCAUUAAAUAACGAUGAAUUUGAUCAUAACACCUCAAACAGACAGGAGAGUGGAUACCAGAGAAACGGUCUGUGUAAAUCUAGAAGGAAGUCUAGACGGAGCAAACACUUGAAACAGGCUGCUAACCUCGCUGUGUCAAAUUGUGAUUUUGAAUUGCCUGGCAAGGAUAAUACUUUGCCAAACCUAGUGAGUUCACAUUGUGAGUCAGAUGCUGUAAAUGCUUUUUCUGAUGGUCAUGUUGAUUAUAAAGAUCUGAGGACAUCUUCAGAUGGUUGCCCUGUAGUCAGUUCAGAAAUAAGGACAAAAGAAAUAAUCAGAACUGUCAAAAGUAAAAAAAGCAGACGAAUCACAAGAUAUGAUGCACAAUUAAUUCUUGAAAAUAGCACUGGAAUUCCAAAACUGACUCUCCGUAGACGCCAUGACAGCAACAGCAGCAAAGCAGAAAAGGAAAAUGAUGGCAUGGGCUCAUCCAAAAUUAGCAUUAAACUGAGUAAAGAUCAUGAAAAGGACAAGAACAGUUUGUAUGUAGCAAAACUUAACAAUGGUUUCAACUCAGGAUCAGGUAGUAGUUCAACAAAACUAAAGAUUCAGCUAAAGAGAGAAGAGGAAACGAGAAGGCCUUUUCCAGAGGAACUUCAUGAAAAUGGUGUGUAUUGUAAGGAUGCAUUGUCUCUGCUGGGAACCAGAAUGGAAGUUAACAACUAUGAUCAUUAUGAAGAAGAGAGUAUGGGGGAUUCUUCAUCAGAAGAAGAGGGAGAAGAUGAAUACGACGAUGAUGAUGACGACGACGAUGAUGAUGAUGAUUUUGAGGAUGACUUUAUUCCUCUACCACCAGCAAAACGUUUGAGACUGAUUGUUGGAAAAGAUUCAAUAGACAUCGAUAUAUCCUCCAGGCGGAGAGAAGAUCAGUCUUUGCGAUUGAAUGCGUGAAAUAUUAAUAUUUUUUUAGGUUGACCUCAACAGUCAUUUUUACGCAUUACCUAUAAAUAAACUUAUUCCAUUGAAUUAUUCCUUUACAUUAAAAACUGUAAAUUUUAGAGACUGCACUUGUUAGUUCACUCUGAAAUGAUAUUGUAGAAAGUGUACAGCAUACCGACUUAAAUUUUUAAUUUUUACUGUACUUUUUAACAGUCUUCUUACGUGCAAUUUUGAGUUAAAAGGAAAAAACAAAUGUCAUUUGGGUCGUGUUGUAUAUGGGAGGACAAUGUACAUAUUAAACUUUCCCACACAAGACAAUAAAGUGUAGUAGUGUGGCUACCCAGUCAUAUUUGUUUAAACCCUUAGAGGCUUUAUCAUUAAUAUUUUAACAAGAAUCACAGUUGUAACAUUACACUUUUUCUGUAUGUUGUUAUCACCAGCAAUGACUACACCUUUCAAAUUUAUUUGCUUAGUGUCUUGUCCUUCAUAAAUUCUUCAGUCAGAAGUCUAUUUUUUACUAUACCGCUAUCCUAAAUGUCAUGUCUGUGGCUUUUGUUAGCAGCAAAUUCUUCAUUUGGGCUUGUUUACACUGGGUGCAUUGUUGUGCAUUUUACUACAUUUGUCAAAACAGGUAAAAUGCAUGAACAUGAGUAAAUCCAUUGAUUUCAAUAGGGUCCUUUCACACUAACACAUUAAGGUGUGUUAGGUAAAAAAAGGCCUGCAUGUUGUAUUCUUGGUUUGUUGAUCUGCAUUUUCCCCUUUCAAGUCAUUCGAAUAGGGUCCUUCUCAAAGAAUGUAAAAUGCAUCCAAAUAUACACUGAAACACAUACAUCUGGUGUGAAUGAGCCCUCAAAGUCUAAUUGAUUUCUUUAACAAAACAAAAAAUUGCAGAAAAUUGUUUGCUUAUCUUGGUAGCACAUUUAUGUACAGGGCCUAGCCAUAUGCAGAAUAAAAGUUUGGACAUGGUGUAUUUAUUGCUUGUUAUAUAAAUAUAAAAAACUUAUAUUUAACACUUAAAAUUUAGAUAAAAUUGUUCUUUUGAAGACUGAUUGGUGCUUAUUUUUUCAUGGAAGAGGCUGUGAAAAAAAAAGGUGACAAGGAUGAAAUGUGUCCGCUUAAAUGCAGCUGUCAUCUACAUACACAGAAAAUUCUUGUCCCUUCUUGCAGUUUGGCAAGGCUACAACUGAUUGAAUGUUAUGAACAUUCUGACAGGGAGCUAAAGGUAUGUUACUUUUUUCCUUGUGUAAAACCUAACUGUAUAUAAUGUAUAUAUGAGUGUGGUGAGGAGUUUCAUUUCUGCCAUAAAUAAUGAUUUACCGUAAUAGUUAAAACUUAAGUAUUCAUGACAAUAAAAUAGGAAAUUGUAAACCCAA
This is a messenger RNA of Nanorana parkeri, 4250 nucleotides long. It is a transcript of the gene KMT5B, whose product is annotated as lysine methyltransferase 5B. The coding region runs from base 349 to 2889 and encodes 846 amino acids. The record is from RefSeq and is a predicted model, not a curated record. Gene Ontology annotation, molecular function: protein binding; histone H4K20 methyltransferase activity. NCBI's taxonomy places the organism in Eukaryota, Metazoa, Chordata, Amphibia, Anura, Dicroglossidae. Gene Ontology annotation, cellular component: nucleus. The transcript is spliced from 11 exons.